AUCCUGAGUCUUCUCCUCACCGGCCCUUCUUCUGUUGACAAAGUCCUGGACGCGUUUACCUCCAUGAGGAUCAAACACGCAGAGAGCACACGGUUCAAGAUGCUCAUAGGAAUGAUGUACAUCAAGGGAGCUCCUAACGUCAUCUUCCAGGUGAGCUGCCUUCGCCUUUUAAACUCUCUUCUCAACCUGUGCCGGUCUGCCAAUAUGAGGGUCUUCCUGCAGUAUGAGAUGGAAGAAGCUGGACUGGACUGCAAUAGGCUGCAGGAGAGUUGUCAAGGUGACGGUUUGGAGUUUGACGAUCUCAGAAAAGAAAUCAGAGAGUGGAAGUCACGAUAUAUUGACGUCAGCUGCUUAUUGAGAAAAAUUCGGUCUGACAUGAGAGCUGAAGGAAAUAAUGUGGCCGUUACAGAAUUCAACUAUGAUCAACAGUUUGGCUCUAUGUACAGUAAGUAUCGUAGUACGUGA
Messenger RNA from Aplysia californica (California sea hare), 465 nucleotides. Its product is annotated as formin-like protein 1. Gene Ontology annotation, cellular component: cytosol. NCBI's taxonomy places the organism in Eukaryota, Metazoa, Mollusca, Gastropoda, Aplysiida, Aplysiidae. The record is from RefSeq and is a predicted model, not a curated record. Gene Ontology annotation, biological process: regulation of cell shape; cell migration; cortical actin cytoskeleton organization. Gene Ontology annotation, molecular function: actin filament binding.